AUGAGCCUUCUUUCAGUCGAGGGAACAACAGUAACGUCUGGCUUUGAGUUACUUCAAAAAAUUGAGCAAUGGUCAUCCAAUAAUAUCGAACAAGAAACUCUUCUAUGUACAAUGGAUGUAACCGAUCUUUAUACAAUGAUUCCUCAGGUCAGUGGUGCUUUAUCUCUCAGGAAAAUGUUAGAUUAUUUGAACAUUAAACAAAUCGAUGGUUUAAAAACUGAAGUUAUCAUUCGAUUAGCUCGAUUUGUUAUGACAAAUAGUGGAGCAAUGGGUUGUCCAUUAACUUUAAUCAUUGCCAAUUGUUAUAUGUUUUUCUUCGAACAAAAUAUAGUAAAACAAAUUAAUAACAGUUUUGGCUUAUACGUUCGAUUUAUUGAUGAUAUUUUUAUUGCUAUUGAUUGGCCUAAACAACGUUUUCUCAAACAGAUUGAUCGAUGGAAUGCAUUAGAUUCCAAUAAAAUCAAGAUGGUUCGAUAUUUACUUUUUGUUUAUCAUAAACCAUCUUAUCAGCCAUAUUAUUUGCCAUUCAAUAGCAUUCAUCCUUUACAUAUGAAGAAAAAUAUACCUUUUGCUAUGUUACUAAGAGCAAUAAGGUAUUGUUCAACAUUUAAAGAAUAUAAAAAAGAACGAGAUCAAAUGAAAAUGGCAUUACUUCUCAAACAAUAUCCAAGUCAACUUAUCGAUCAACAACUUAACCAUGUCUUCUAUGAAUACGAUAUUAAACUACAGAUGAAUAUUAUCCAUUACCAUAAUAUUCGUCAAAAAAUUAUUAAUAGCCCAUUACAAGUUAAAGAACCAAUUGAUUAUGGUCAUAAAAUGUUUAUUCAUUUUACUUAUUGUUCCAAUAUAAGAAACUUUCCUAAAAAAUUCCAUAAUCUUUGA
Molecule: messenger RNA, 882 nt
Organism: Adineta ricciae
Lineage: Eukaryota; Metazoa; Rotifera; Eurotatoria; Adinetida; Adinetidae
Source: the annotation of a GenBank genome assembly